This is a messenger RNA of Caenorhabditis briggsae, 1002 nucleotides long. Lineage: Eukaryota; Metazoa; Nematoda; Chromadorea; Rhabditida; Rhabditidae. Bases 1 to 1002 code for a protein of 333 amino acids. Gene Ontology annotation, molecular function: protein binding. The transcript has 2 exons. The record is from RefSeq and is a predicted model, not a curated record.
AUGUCUAACCAGGUCCAGACCCGACGAAGCCGUCUAGCUAACGAUCUUUCUCUAAAUGUUCUGAAAACUAUGGACCUCUUUGAAAUCAUUGCCCACUCAUUCGUUUCAAAGAAGGCGUUAUCGAUGGUUCAAUCUCUUCGAUUACCGAUCAGAUCGGUUCAAAUAAAAUUGGAUGAAGAUACAGAGAUCGCCUUAAACUUUGAGAACAGAUGUAUCGUUUUCGAGUUGACAAUCCGCAAACAAAUGGCUAGCUUGAAUGCCCUUCCAGUCAAAGUAAAAACAUGGAAGGAUACAACGAUGGAUACACUGAACGAUGAUGAUACUCGAAAUCAAGCAGUAACUAUGUCAAAUUACGGAAUGACUUUAGGAGAAUGGAUUCAACAUCUGUGCUCAAUUUCUGAAAAUGAAAUACCGUUGGAGGUCCAAUUUUGGACUGAAGAUAUGCAGUUAGACAUUCAAUCACUCCGGAACACUUUUCCAAAACUUCGACAAGUUUGUGUUAUCUUCUCGCUAGAUGGAACGAACGAAAAUGAAAUUAUUUACGCUGAAAACCUCAUGAGAGCGUUUCUUUCUGAUACUCAAAACGUCCAUUUAUAUUUUGUUCCUCCUCAUUUUUCUCUUCAAUCCAUCGGAAUGGCGAAUUUGAAAGAGUUGAAGAUAAAUUCUCGAAGCAAUCUGAAUUACGAUUUUCUUUUUACAUUGAAUGUUGAUAAUUGUGAAAUUUGCUCAAAAUCAGAUCAAAUGCCCCCCCUCCGCGAUUUGAAUCGUUUUUUCAAAUUGUGGAUUAAAGGGUCGAAUCCAAGAUUGAAGGAAUUGCUCAUUGAUUGCGACACGGAAAUCGUGCCAGACUGGAAUGUUUUGUUGAAAGGAUUGAGAGCUGAAGAAGUAGAAGCAGAAGGAUCAAAGAAGUACAUUAUUAUAAAUUGUCGUGGAAUUCGCGCUCAAAUCGAAGUCAAACAUACUGAAACAUCUGCUAGUGUUACCUUUAUUGUUUCAAAGUAA